AUGUCACAGAUGGUUGCUAGUGAAUGGACGUCUAAGGAGCAGAAGGAGUGGUUAACAGCACAGCUUCCCGGCUAUCAAAAGUGCUCAACUAAAUCUAGCUAUGGAAAGUUCUGGCCCCCCAUCUACGAGCAAUGGGAGCAACAAUGGCCCAUAUAUAAAGAGCUCUGGCCGGAACUUCCUGAUGAGGAUGGUCUGAAUGCCAUACAAUCGGCAGCAAAGGGGAGGGCAGUAAAGAGGCAUCAGAAGCAACUGUGCACCUGGAUGUCGUGGCAUUCGGGUAAUUCCGCAUCUCGCAAAGGCAGAGUGGCGCAAUCUUCCGCAAGGGCCACUCGUUUACUCAAGGACCUCCUCCAGCCUCGGGGUGCAAGAGCUCUGAGCGAGGCCAAAAUGUACUCCCGACUAUAUUAUAAAACCAACAUCCGUCCAACUGUCAAAGCUGCAGUCACACGUCAAUGUUGGGAGCGAGAAGCCAAUGAGACUAUCAUUGUGGACGUCAAGGCCAGGAUGAAAGCAAAGAAGAAAUCGAGGAAGGUGAAUCCUGAUGCCAAUGAUGAAGAUGCCGAGGCUCUGGAGGACGAAGAUGAAGAGGAGCAAUCGCCAACCACCAAGGAUAUGCUUGAAGCACAGGAAAACUUACCUGCUAUCUUCAACACAAUCCUCACAUACCUUGAGCAGCAAACUGGGUUUUCGUUCUUGGUGUUAAUGGGUGGGCCAGAUCCCUCAAACGACAACAAAAUCUCUGUUGCAUCGGUUGAUGUUGGUACCACCAAGCUGGGACAUUCAGCCCCGCAAUUAUUGCCUAACUUCAAGGAACAUUUCCUUGGAGCGUAUCUAAAAUUCCUUCAAGGUGUACAAGGCUAUUCCUCCCCCGAACCUGAGACAAAAGGCGAUGCCAAAGGAGAGGAUGCUGCGGACAAGGGAGAGGCUGGGGAUGGAGACCAGACGGACCUUGAAGAUCAAGACAAAGUAGAUGCUGACCCUUUCGCAGAUGAGCCAGAGGAGGAAAUAGAGGUGUCACAGAGGCAGGGGAAUGUUUUGGAUGGGAGGAAGGAACAUCAAGAGCAGAUUCUCAAUAUUUAUUCGCCUAACUAUGCUAAGCCCAUGCAUGACUCAUUGCAGCCCAUCAACAUGCAUGGCCUCCUGCAGCCUAGGUUCUACCAACUUUGGCAACAAUGCUCACUCUGUGGAUCUCAACCACCUACUCAGCAAUCCUCAACUGUGGACUCUCGGCCCUUCCCUAGCUACCCCCAGCCUAUGGGCUACCCCCAGCCUUUGAACUACCCCCAGCUUUCAAACUACCCCCAGCUUUCAAACUACCCCCAGCUUUCAAACUACCCCCAGCCUGCGAGCUACCCCCAGCAAUCCAGCAGCCAUCUGAGCCAUCCUUCCAUUGCUCACUCUUCUAACGGCUUACCACCAUCACCACCUGCCACCGACAAUUCUCCUUCAUCUUCUUCAGAUGGCUUACUACCGCUGUCACCUAUUCCCACUCCGUCUCUUCCAGACGGCUUACUACCGCUGUCACCUAUUCCCACUCCGUCUCUUCCAGACGGCUUACCACCGCUGUCACCCAUUCCCAUUUUGUCUCUUCCAGACGGCUUACCACGGCUGCCACCUGUUCCCACUCCAUCUCUUUCAGACGGUUUACCACCGCUGCCACCCAUUCCCACACCGUCUCUUUUGGACAGCUUGCCACCGCUGCCACCUGUGCCCACAGGUAAUCCUCCCUCAGUUCCAGCAGGCCUUCCUCAGAAGGCGGCAGGUGGUAAAGCUGAACAUACGGCUUCUACCAGCCAGCCUGAACCCACCACUUGCAAGUCCAGACGUCCACUGAAACCAUCUACUCACAAUGAAACCACUAAUGCUAUUGGCGCUAAUGCCCUCAGCGAAAUGCAGGAGAAGGAAAAUACGGCCACCAUGGGGGGCAAAAAGGCCCAUAAACACGGACUGGAAGCAGGUGGAGAGCCUAUUGCUAAGUACUGCGCACACUUCGUCGGAAAUAAUGGCCACUGA
Molecule: messenger RNA, 2013 nt
Organism: Suillus paluster
Lineage: Eukaryota; Fungi; Basidiomycota; Agaricomycetes; Boletales; Suillaceae
Exons: 8
Coding region: 1-2013 (670 amino acids)
Source: RefSeq, a predicted model, not a curated record